GCCCCCCACCUUGGGGCAGGUGAGCGGCGGCCAAUGGGCGAGCGCGGGGCAGGUGCCCGCUAACUCUCUCCUAGCAGAGCAGCAGCGGAGGCCCAGCCCGGCAGUGCUAGGAGGAUCGCGGGCAGGGGUCGGUCGCGGCGUGACUUGUAAAGGAGAGGGCCAGGAGGACCGCUGAAGCGACUCACAGUAGCGCACGCAGCCCGAGCCGGGGCGGUUGCCGAGAGCUGCCCACUGGGCCGCGGGUACCACGCUCCUGGCCGUGCGCAGUGGCUCAACUCGGUGCUAGGACUCUCGCACGCCCCUCGCCGCUCCGCGCCAGGCUCGCCCGCAAGGGCCGAGCGCGGGCGGGCGGGCGGGCGGGGGAGGUGAGGAGUGCGGGCGUGAGUGCAUGUGCUUGGCUCAGUGCACACCCCGCAGGGCGGCAGCGCCGGGGAACCAGGCGCUUCCCAGAGCCCCGCUACCUCGCUCCGCUUCGGCGGCCGCGAUCAUGUUCCAGCCUGCGGCCAAGCGGGGUUUCACCAUAGAAUCCUUGGUGGCCAAGGAUGGUGGCACGGGCGGGAGCCCUGGCAGUGGGGGCGCGGGCUCCCAUCCGCUGGCAGUGGCAGCCUCAGAGGAACCGCUCAGGCCCACGGCGCUCAACUAUCCUCACCCCAGUGCGGCCGAGGCGGCUUUUGUGAGUGGCUUUCCGGCCGCUGCAGCCGCGGGCGCCGGUCGCUCGCUCUACGGAGGGCCCGAGCUUGUGUUCCCCGAGGCCAUGAACCACCCGGCGCUGACGGUGCACCCGGCGCACCAGCUGGGCGCCUCCUCGCUGCAACCCCCUCACUCUUUCUUCGGCGCCCAGCAUCGGGACCCUCUCCACUUCUACCCCUGGGUGCUUCGGAAUCGCUUCUUCGGCCACCGCUUCCAGGCAAGCGACGUUCCCCAGGACGGGCUGCUUUUGCACGGGCCCUUCGCACGCAAGCCCAAGCGGAUCCGCACGGCCUUCUCGCCCUCGCAGCUGCUGCGGCUGGAGCGAGCCUUCGAAAAGAAUCACUACGUGGUGGGCGCCGAGCGGAAGCAGCUGGCUGGCAGCCUCAGCCUCUCCGAGACGCAGGUGAAGGUGUGGUUCCAGAAUCGGAGGACAAAAUACAAACGGCAGAAGCUGGAGGAGGAGGGGCCUGAGUCCGAACAGAAGAAGAAGGGUUCUCACCACAUCAACCGGUGGCGUAUCGCCACGAAGCAGGCCAACGGGGAGGACAUUGAUGUCACCUCUAAUGACUAGGGGAAUAAUCAUGAGCCCACAAGGGCAGAGUAUUGCUUGCUGCUGGCCAGGGCCCCAGGGGCCCAAGCUGGACUCUGGCCAGUCCCUAGCCAGGCUGCAGGGAGGCCUCGAGUCACGGCCCCACAGGGCUUGGAGCCUGGGGCCAGCACUGUCAGAGGGACAAGAAAAUGGGCUGAGGCCUGGGGCUGCUCAGCCUUCCAGUGGAGAGCCUGCUGCUUGGAUGGGCCACCCAUCACGCAGCCUCCCAGCUGCUCUCCGUGUCUCUUUCUGUCUUUGUUUUGAGACUUUCUGUUUUAAUUUAUUUUCCAGGUACCCUGCUAUAGUUCUUAGUGAUCCUCUCAUGUCCCCUUCCCUAUGGGAAUAAUAAAAAUCUCUCUCUUAAUGACA
Onychomys torridus (southern grasshopper mouse) is the source of this 1648-nucleotide messenger RNA. It is a transcript of the gene Emx1, whose product is annotated as empty spiracles homeobox 1. Gene Ontology annotation, molecular function: DNA-binding transcription factor activity, RNA polymerase II-specific; DNA binding. NCBI's taxonomy places the organism in Eukaryota, Metazoa, Chordata, Mammalia, Rodentia, Cricetidae. The coding region runs from base 389 to 1261 and encodes 290 amino acids. The transcript has 3 exons. Gene Ontology annotation, biological process: neuron differentiation; regulation of DNA-templated transcription; central nervous system development. The record is from RefSeq and is a predicted model, not a curated record.